AUGACUUACCCCCUCAGCGAUCGCGAGGCAGCAAUCACUCCUACCACUAUCCAAUCAAUAGCCUCGUCAUGGUCUACAAUGGAAAUAGCUCAAUCCGACAAGCCGAUAGCUAAAACCAACAAGCCUAUCAAGGGUAUCUUUUCCGAGCCCGGCAGUCUUCCCUUGCCAGAUGCUGGUCACCACUCAUUAGGCGUCGUCUGGGAGAAUGUCACGGUGGAAGGAUCUGGUGGCAGUAAAAAACUUACUGUGCAAUCGUUCGACAUGUCUGCUCUGAGAGUGUUCUAUGUCUGGGGCUUUGUCAAGAAGAUAUUCCAGAUAACAACCGGACCGACUCGGCCGCUCAUCCAGAACUUUUCCGGUGUGGUUGAAGAGGGAGAGGUCCUCCUCGUCCUCGGUCGCCCGGGCUCCGGCUGCUCUACUCUUAUGCGAGCCUUGUCCAAUGUCACCGAACCUUUCGUGGCGGUCAACGGUGACAUUGCGUAUUAUGACGGCGAGAUCAUCUUCAACGCCGAAGACGACGAAAAUAUUCCCCUUCUCACUGUCGAAGAGACUCUGAAGACUGCUAUCCGCCUGAAAGAACCCCGGAAGAAGGCCAACAAAGAGAGAAGAGGGGAGUACGUCGAAGGCAUCUUCAGCCAUCUCUUGCAUACGUUCGGUAUGCCUCACAUAAGAAGACCAAAGGUGAGUGUGACGAGCUUCAUCGUGAUCAUUCCUUACACUCUUCUAGUUGGCGACCAGUUCAUCCGCGGUGUCGAGCUCGCUGCAGACCCGGAGUUCCUGCUCUUCCUCGACGAGCCCACCUCAGGCCUCGACUCCCAAGCUUCCUACGAGAUCGUCCGUUUCCUCAAACGUAUCGCGGCCUCCGGUUUCGCUGUGCUCCGUACGAUCCACCAACCGUCGGGCGACUUGUUUGAGAUGUUUGACUCGGUCGUGCUUCUGGCGCCAGGUGGGCACACUGUCUACGUGGGAGAGACUGGAGAACACGCCAGUGCUGUCGUCAACUACUUUGCGUCUAGAGGUGCCGACUGUCCGCCCGAGGCGAACCCUGCUGAGGUGCUUUUGAACACCGUUGCGCCAGUUGGAGGCACUGCAGUCGACUGGCCUGGGCUCUGGAAAGAGUCCCCUGAAGCCGCAAACGUUCAAGCCAAGAUCAGCGAAUACACUUCUCGCCACAACCACAAGUCUGCCGACCUGGAAAAGCAAAGCGAUGCAGAACCCGAGGAGGGACAUGAUGCAUAUGCGUCUUCCUUCAUGGUCCAGACCAAAGAACUGGCUGUCAGAAACUUCAGGGCUCAAUGGCGAGGUAAGUCCCCUAUUACGCAAAUGGUCCUCACCAUCUUCUUCGGCCUUUUCGUCGGCUUCUACUUCUUCCACAUCGAACACACUCAGGGCAACAUGGCCGCUGCCUCCCUCUGCCUCUUGUUCACCGUCCAAGCCAUGCCGGGAAUAGUAAUGGACGUGGGUAUCAACUACCUCGCCAAACUCGACAUGUACCUCGCCCGAGAAAGGCUGGGUAUCUACUCAUGGCAGGCACUGAUCACCUCGCUGCUCGUGGUCGCGAUGCCAGUGCUUUUGCUCGGCUGGAAUAUCAUGUUCUUCUGUUUCUACUGGACGGCGGGAUUCGUUGGGGGGACGCCUGGGGAUGGAGUGUUGAUCUGGCUUUGUUUCGUCUUGUGCGCGUUCUUGACUGCAGGCUUUGGUAUUCUUUUGGGUGCUGUCUCGCCGAAAGAAUGUCUCUGCCUUACAUCCUGUCGCUCGUUUGGAACUGUGAGUCUACCUAUCAUCGCAUCUGGAGUACUGGCUGAUAUCGCUGCAGUACUCAAUACUCUAUCAUGGGCUCUGGUGUUCUACGACGCCCUUCCUGCACCUUUCCACUACUUUUUCAGUUGGCUAUCUCCUCUUCGAUACCUCUACGGCGCCCUCAUGACCCCUCGCUCGUCCACCUCCCACUCACCUGCACCGCCAAAGACCUCUUCACCUUCGACCCCCCCGUCCGGCCAGACCUGCAUCGACUAUACUGCUUCAUACCUGUCCACCACAUCAGGAUUUCUAGUAAACCCAGAUGCCACGUCUGCCUGCCAGUACUGCUCAAAUAGCACCGGAAGCGACUAUGUGAGGCAGAUGGGCUUUUCGGAAGGUGCAAUGUGGCGAGACUGGGCUUUGACUAUCGUCUGGUGUAUCUCGAAUGUCGCCUUCUGCUUCCUGCUGAUAAAGAUCCAACCCCUGUACAAGAAGAGCUAG
Cryptococcus wingfieldii CBS 7118 is the source of this 2241-nucleotide messenger RNA. RefSeq lists its product as hypothetical. Gene Ontology annotation, molecular function: ATP hydrolysis activity; ABC-type transporter activity; ATP binding. The record is from RefSeq and is a predicted model, not a curated record. The transcript has 8 exons. Gene Ontology annotation, cellular component: membrane. Lineage: Eukaryota; Fungi; Basidiomycota; Tremellomycetes; Tremellales; Cryptococcaceae. Bases 1 to 2241 code for a protein of 746 amino acids.